This is a messenger RNA of Stegastes partitus (bicolor damselfish), 923 nucleotides long. RefSeq names its product enolase 3, (beta, muscle) (gene eno3). Bases 1 to 915 code for a protein of 304 amino acids. Lineage: Eukaryota; Metazoa; Chordata; Actinopteri; Pomacentridae. The transcript has 9 exons. The record is from RefSeq and is a predicted model, not a curated record. Gene Ontology annotation, molecular function: magnesium ion binding; phosphopyruvate hydratase activity. Gene Ontology annotation, biological process: glycolytic process. Gene Ontology annotation, cellular component: phosphopyruvate hydratase complex.
AUGUUACACCUGACGCUAACGUCCAGCUGUCCCUCAGGCCUCUUCAGGGCCGCUGUCCCCAGUGGAGCCUCCACCGGAGUCCACGAGGCCCUGGAGCUCCGUGACGGAGACAAGAGCCGCUACCUGGGCAAAGGUACCAUAAAGGCUGUGGAGCACGUCAACAAGGACAUCGCCCCCAAGCUGAUCGAGAAGAACUUCAGCGUCGUCGAGCAGGAGAAGAUCGACAAGUUCAUGCUGGAGCUGGACGGCACCGAGAACAAAUCUCAGUUCGGUGCUAACGCCAUCCUCGGUGUGUCGCUGGCUGUCUGUAAGGCCGGAGCAGCAGAGAAGGGAGUUCCUCUUUACCGCCACAUCGCCGACCUUGCCGGACACAAAGAUGUCAUCCUGCCUGUUCCUGCCUUUAACGUGAUCAACGGAGGCAGCCACGCUGGGAACAAGCUGGCCAUGCAGGAGUUCAUGAUCCUGCCAGUCGGAGCCGCCAACUUCCACGAGGCCAUGAGGAUCGGAGCCGAGGUUUAUCACAACCUGAAGAACGUCAUCAAGGCCAAGUAUGGGAAGGACGCCACCAACGUGGGAGACGAGGGCGGCUUCGCCCCCAACAUCCUGGAGAACAACGAGGCUCUGGAGCUGCUGAAGACGGCCAUCGAGAAGGCCGGCUACCCCGACAAGAUUAUCAUCGGCAUGGACGUGGCCGCCUCAGAGUUCUUCCGCAGCGGGAAGUACGACCUGGACUUCAAGUCGCCUGACGACCCGUCCAGACACAUCAGCGGCGAGCAGCUGGGAGAUCUGUACCGCAACUUCAUCAAGAACUACCCCGUUCAGUCCAUCGAGGAUCCAUUUGACCAGGACGACUGGGAGAACUGGUCCAAGUUCACCUCCUCUGUGGACAUCCAGGUGAGACAGACAGACAGGUGACCAUUCCA